This is a messenger RNA of Gorilla gorilla gorilla (western lowland gorilla), 4323 nucleotides long. It is a transcript of the gene SEMA4F, whose product is annotated as ssemaphorin 4F. The record is from RefSeq and is a predicted model, not a curated record. Gene Ontology annotation, biological process: axon guidance; semaphorin-plexin signaling pathway; positive regulation of cell migration. Gene Ontology annotation, cellular component: plasma membrane. The transcript has 14 exons. Lineage: Eukaryota; Metazoa; Chordata; Mammalia; Primates; Hominidae. The coding region runs from base 162 to 2474 and encodes 770 amino acids. Gene Ontology annotation, molecular function: semaphorin receptor binding; chemorepellent activity.
GCCCCUUUUUGAGGGGGCGGAGCCGGGCGGUGUUUCAUCCCUCAGCCUCAGGCUGAGCCGGACCGAGCCGAGAGGACCCGAGUGGGGCCGAGGCCAGUAGCCCCGGGGCCCUGAGCAGAGGCCGUAGCUUGCGCCGCACCCGCGGCCAGGCGGAGCCAAAGAUGCCGGCCUCUGCUGCGCGGCCCCGCCCGGGUCCCGGGCAGCCUACAGCCUCGCCCUUCCCGCUACUGCUGCUGGCGGUGCUGGGCGGCCCGGUAUCCGGCCGCGUCCCCCGCUCGGUGCCCAGAACCUCGCUUCCCAUCUCUGAGGCUGACUCCUGUCUCACCCGGUUCGCAGUCCCUCACACAUACAAUUACUCUGUUCUCCUUGUGGAUCCUGCCUCCCACACACUUUAUGUUGGCGCCCGGGACACCAUCUUCGCUUUAUCCCUGCCCUUCUCAGGGGAGAGACCCCGCAGGAUUGACUGGAUGGUUCCUGAGGCUCACAGACAGAACUGUAGGAAGAAAGGCAAGAAAGAGGACGAAUGUCACAAUUUUGUCCAGAUUCUCGCCAUUGCCAAUGCCUCUCACCUCCUCACUUGUGGCACCUUCGCUUUUGAUCCGAAGUGCGGGGUUAUUGACGUGUCCAGGUUCCAGCAGGUUGAAAGACUUGAGAGUGGCCGGGGGAAAUGUCCUUUUGAGCCAGCUCAGCGGUCAGCAGCUGUAAUGGCUGGGGGGGUCCUCUAUGCUGCCACUGUGAAAAACUACCUGGGGACAGAGCCAAUUAUCACCCGAGCAGUGGGUCGUGCCGAGGACUGGAUUCGGACAGACACCUUGCCUUCCUGGCUGAACGCCCCAGCCUUUGUCGCAGCCGUGGCGUUGAGCCCAGCCGAAUGGGGGGAUGAAGAUGGAGACGACGAAAUCUACUUCUUCUUUACGGAGACUUCCCGAGCAUUUGACUCAUACGAGCGCAUUAAAGUCCCACGGGUGGCCCGUGUGUGUGCGGGGGACCUCGGGGGCCGGAAGACCCUCCAGCAGAGAUGGACGACGUUUUUGAAAGCUGACCUGCUCUGUCCAGGGCCUGAGCAUGGCCGGGCCUCCAGUGUCCUGCAGGAUGUUGCUGUGCUUCGACCUGAGCUUGGGGCAGGGACUCCCAUCUUUUAUGGCAUCUUUUCUUCCCAGUGGGAGGGGGCUACUAUCUCUGCUGUCUGUGCCUUCCGACCACAAGACAUUCGGACAGUGCUGAAUGGUCCCUUCAGAGAACUAAAACAUGACUGCAACAGAGGACUGCCUGUCGUGGACAAUGAUGUGCCCCAGCCCAGACCUGGAGAGUGCAUCACCAACAACAUGAAGCUCCGGCACUUUGGCUCAUCUCUCUCCCUGCCUGACCGCGUACUCACCUUCAUCCGGGACCACCCACUCAUGGACAGGCCAGUGUUUCCAGCUGAUGGCCACCCCCUGCUGGUCACUACAGAUACAGCCUAUCUCAGAGUCGUGGCCCACAGGGUGACCAGCCUCUCAGGGAAAGAGUAUGAUGUGCUCUACCUGGGGACAGAGGAUGGACACCUCCACCGAGCAGUGCGGAUCGGAACUCAGCUCAGUGUUCUUGAAGAUCUGGCCUUAUUCCCAGAGCCACAGCCAGUUGAGAACAUGAAAUUGUACCACAGCUGGCUCCUGGUUGGCUCCCGUACUGAGGUGACACAAGUGAAUACAACCAACUGUGGCCGUCUCCAGAGCUGCUCAGAGUGCAUCCUGGCCCAGGACCCAGUCUGUGCCUGGAGCUUCCGGCUGGAUGAGUGUGUGGCCCAUGCCGGGGAGCACCGAGGGUUGGUCCAAGACAUAGAGUCAGCAGAUGUCUCCUCUUUGUGUCCUAAAGAGCCUGGAGAACGUCCAGUAGUGUUUGAAGUACCCGUGGCUACAGCUGCACAUGUGGUCUUGCCAUGUUCUCCAAGCUCAGCAUGGGCAUCCUGUGUGUGGCACCAGCCCAGUGGAGUGACUGCACUCACCCCCCGGCGGGAUGGACUGGAAGUGGUGGUGACCCCAGGGGCCAUGGGCGCUUAUGCCUGUGAAUGUCAGGAGGGUGGGGCAGCCCGUGUGGUAGCAGCUUACAGCUUGGUAUGGGGCAGCCAGCGAGAUGCUCCGAGCCGGGCCCACACAGUGGGGGCGGGACUGGCUGGCUUCUUGUUGGGGGUUCUCACAGCAUCCCUGACUCUCAUUCUGAUUGGUCGGCGUCAGCAGCGACGGCGACAGAGGGAACUUCUGGCUAGAGACAAGGUGGGCUUGGACCUGGGGGCUCCACCUUCUGGGACCACAAGCUACAGCCAAGACCCUCCCUCCCCCUCUCCUGAAGAUGAGCGGUUGCCGCUGGCUCUGGCCAAGAGGGGCAGUGGCUUUGGUGGAUUCUCACCACCCUUCCUGCUUGAUCCUUGCCCAAGCCCAGCCCACAUUCGGCUAACUGGGGCUCCUCUAGCCACAUGUGAUGAAACAUCCAUCUAGAACUGGGCAAAUGACCACUAGUGUAUAAGUGAUCACUGGAAUGGAGCGACCACUGAGAUGCUGGGGGUCACUGGGCCUGGAAGACCAUCCCAGCCUCUGAGUUCUCUUUGAGUAUGAGUGAUUGCUUGGACUUUAGUAUCUGUUCUCUCUGAGCCUGGAUGGGCUUGGGGCCAGACCUUUGCCUGAUUCCUGAUUUCCCAUGAGAAAUCAGAACUGCUUUCUGCAGCAAAUCAGGGCUUCCCCCUAACAUCUGAACUCCUGUAACCCUUCAUCCCUGGCCCCCUAUCUUGGGCCCAUCAGUUUUGGGGAUGGGGCACAGGGCAUAGCUAUGACUUUGCUUUCUGGGUGGAGCCUGGCCGGAAGGAAGAGCCCUGGAGGUGGUUGGGGGCAAAUGUGCACUGUGUCCUUGGGGUAGUUCUGCUUAUUCUUCAAGUUUAUCUGAAUCUGUGGGGAGUGCAUGAUCCCCAUGUUGCAACAUGGAGUCUCUGCCCUGAGAUCUUCCCCAUCUCAGUUUUCCUUCCAUGAAAGAGUACGUGUAAAUACAUGGUGUUCAUAAGAGACCUGGCCACAUGUGCAUGAAUGACUGGGCUGAUGCUUAGGAAUAUUUAUGAGGGAUGGGGAGGGAGACGAUUGGAAUGGGGGUGUUGCCUGCAGAACUUUAGACCCUGUAGCCAUAGAGGGAAUGGCGUUCCUUUCUAAAAGGAACUGAAACACUGCCCCUCUCCCCAUUGCCCCACAACGUUACUCUAAAUUUGAGUAGAGAAAAGCUCCUAAAGUGACCUUCCGGGUGGGAAGGGCAGCAGUACACAUGACCCCGUCCUUUUCUUUGUUUUUACCCUCUGGCUGCCACCACUGCCGUGUCACAGCUGCUUUCUCUGGCUGGAGUGUAGGCUGUACCCCAUUUCCUUGGCUCCCAUUAAAAAUUAACAACAUUCUAAUGAUUAGGGAACAACAGAAGGGGAACAGUCAUAGGAUAUACGAGCAGUAUAAAGAUACGUUUGCAAUCAGUGACUACUCAGGGUGACACCCUUGCCCUAAAGCAGGAGUCCCCCCUACCUGGGGUCCAUGGACUCCCUGAAAUUGUAUGCAAAAUGUUGUUUGUACAUGUGUGUCUGUAUGUCUCUGUGGGGAGGUUUUAUGGCUUUUGUCAGAUUUUCAAGGCCUUAACAAAGUUAAAGGACCACUGCCCUGAGGUUACUGCACUGAGGCCAAGUUAGGAUGGCAUCACUCUGUGGCAGCUCUCCCUGGCCUUGCCCUGCCUGGAACAGGGUGAUUUGCUGGAAUGGAGUUACCACUGAGAUGCCAAAGGUUGCUGGGUCUGGAAGACUGUUGUUGCCUCUCAAUUCUCUUUGGGUCUGACUGACUGUGGCCAGUCCCUGGACUGGUAGCUGCUGGAUGCCUCCUUGUUUCUCCAGUCCCUGGAAGCUGAGCUCUAUGUGUAUUUGAUGACAUUGUCAACUCUUACCAAACGUCAAGAUCUCUUCCUGCUUGACCACUCGCACAUGGCUCUAGGCUUCUCCUGCUGAGUCCUGGUCUUGGCCUGUGAAUGUGCCUCGUUCAUCCCUGGUGCUUGAGCCCCUCAAGCUCCAGUCAAUGAUCCAGUCCUUCCCCUUCAAAGUUUUCUGCUCUACUUUCCUUGGCAGCAGCCUGUGAACUACUCAAAAGAGUCCCCUUGGGUUUGGAAUUAUCAGUGGCUUUGCCACUAAUAAAUGUGUGAUCUUCGGCAAGUAACCUAACCUAGGGACAUCAGUUUACUCAUCUGCAAAGUGGGGAUAAUAAAACCUACCUCAGGGUUGCUUCAAGGAUUAAAUGAGAAAAUAUGUCAACAAUAAAGACCUGUCUGUACCAA